Molecule: messenger RNA, 1525 nt
Organism: Drosophila ananassae
Lineage: Eukaryota; Metazoa; Arthropoda; Insecta; Diptera; Drosophilidae
Product: lysosomal aspartic protease
Exons: 1
Coding region: 16-1365 (449 amino acids)
Biological process (GO): proteolysis; cell death
Cellular component (GO): lysosome
Molecular function (GO): aspartic-type endopeptidase activity
Source: RefSeq, a predicted model, not a curated record
CUGAAAGUCUCAGCCAUGCUGCAUUGGCUUAUAAUAUUGCUUGUCGGCCAAGUUAGCCAAUCGAUGGCUGAACUGAAGCGGAUUGAAAUUAGGCCAAGAAAUCUAACCCACAAUCUGCAGUCGGAGAUUCUGCUGCUAAAGGCCAAAUAUUUGAGCUCGGCGGACGAGUCCGUGGAGGCCAAGGAAAUCCUGGUGAAUGCCGCGAAUUUCGCCUAUUAUGGUGAGAUUAGUAUUGGAACACCGCCGCAGAACUUUUCGGUUCUCUUCGACACAGGAUCGUCCAACACCUGGGUGCCUAGUUCCCUGUGUCCUGCCUCAGAUGUUGCCUGCCAAAGCCACAACCAGUACAAAUCCAGUGCAUCCAGCACUUAUGUUCCAGUUGGCACCAAUAUCUCCAUCGUCUAUGGAACUGGGAGUAUGGAGGGAUUCCUUUCGAACGAUACUGUGCGGAUCGCAGGACUAAACGUAACCAAUCAGACGUUUGCCGAGGCCACCGCCGAGCCAGAUGGCUUUUUUGAUUCUCAGCCAUUUGAUGGAAUUCUGGGAUUGGGCUUCAAUACCCUCUCUAAUGGCAUUAACACACCCGUGGACAAUAUGAUCGCCCAGGGCCUGCUGGACAAGCCAGAGUUCUCCGUCUACCUGAGGCGCAAUGGCAGCUCACUUAUUGGCGGCGAAAUCAUCUGGGGCGGCACUGAUCCAUCCAUUUACCAUGGAAGUAUCACCUAUGUCCCAGUUUCCGUACCACAGUAUUGGCAGUUUACCGUGGACACGGGCACAAUCAAUGGUCAGAUCCUGUGUCGAGGCUGCCAGGCCAUAGCCGACACUGGCACCUCCCUAAUAAUAGUCCCCAAAAGGGCCUUCACUGCGAUAAAUAAGCAGCUGAAUGCCACUGAUAAUGGCGAUGGAACGGCAUCUAUUCCCUGCUGGGAAAUCUGCAAGCUUCCCACUCUGUACCUCAACAUUGGAGGCACAAGAUUCUCGUUGGCUCCGAAGGACUAUAUCAUCAAAAUUGUGGGUGAAAAUGGUAGUUCCCAGUGCUUGUCGGGAUUCGAGUAUCUGGAAGGAAAUCUACUUUGGAUUCUUGGCGACGUCUUCAUCGGCAAGUACUACACGGUUUUUGAUUUGGGCAACGAAAGGAUUGGUUUCGCCAAAGUGAGGUCCCAGAAAGCCAAAACAAAUCGAUACUACAAUGGCCAUAAGGAAAGCAGCGUCUAUGAAGAAGCUAGGGCAGAAUAUAGUGAUACCAUAGGAUACGAAAGAACUAGCGAAUAUGGAAGACAAUAUCGAAAUGAUAGGUAUGAACCACACAUUCUAGAUCGUUCGUAUCCAGAGCAGUAUGCUUACGCGGAUUAUUCGUUUACUUAAAUAAUAUUCUUAUACUUCACAGUAUUAAUAGUCUAAACUUUAGACAGUAAAGCAAUACAAAUUUAUUAUUAGAUUCAGUUGUUAAAAAAUCCAAUAGUAUCACUUAAAUAUUGUUUCAAUGCUGCAAAAAUACACAUUUGUUGUUAAAAAAAAAAUAAAA